AUGAAUAUAACUCAUAUAAUUGAAAAAUGUGAGGAGAAACUGUACACCGACAGUAAUAAUAACAGUUUAGCAAGGGAAAAAUCGAGGCGGGGCAGACGCAGGCUAGACGAGACACGCCUUCACCACUUCCUCCGUUCUCCUAUCCCCGCCUUUUCCCCGCCCAUCACCCCGUGUUCCCGCCCAUUGCUGUUCGACGACUCUUGGGAGAGCGCUUUCCCAGCAUGCAGCGAGGCGUUCGCUAGCAAGAUGGCUGAUACGAUGGAUGAAUACGAGAAAGAAGCUGGCUGCGUCCCUAUUCUGCACCCGGAGGAAAUUAAGCCACAGAGCCAUUAUAAUCAUGGUUACAGUGACUCUCUUGGACGGAAAAGUCAUAUAGAUGACUAUAGCACUUGGGAUAUUGUUAAAGCCACUCAGUACGGAAUAUUUGAACGCUGCCGAGAACUUGUAGAAGCCGGAUAUGAUGUUCGACAACCAGACAAAGAAAAUGUUACCCUUUUACACUGGGCAGCCAUUAACAACAGGAUAGACCUAGUCAAAUACUACAUCUCUAAAGGUGCUAUUGUAGAUCAGCUUGGAGGAGAUCUGAACUCUACGCCAUUGCAUUGGGCAACCAGACAAGGGCACCUGUCUAUGGUUGUUCAACUCUUGAAAUAUGGUGCCGAUCCAUCACUGAUCGAUGGUGAAGGCUGCAGUUGCAUUCAUUUGGCUGCUCAGUUUGGACAUACAUCAAUUGUGGCAUAUUUCAUAGCAAAGGGUCAGGAUGUAGAUAUGAUGGAUCAAAAUGGAAUGACUCCCUUAAUGUGGGCAGCAUACCGAACACACAGUGUUGAUCCCACAAGACUUUUGCUCACAUUCAAUGUGUCUGUUAAUCUUGGUGACAAGUACCACAAGAACACUGCAUUACACUGGGCGGUAUUAGCUGGCAACACAACAGUUAUCAGUUUGUUGUUAGAGGCUGGUGCAAAUGUGGACUCUCAAAAUAUCAAGGGAGAGACUCCUCUAGAUCUUGCCAAACAAAGAAAAAAUGUGUGGAUGAUCAAUCAUCUGCAGGAGGCAAGGCAAGCUAAAGGUUAUGACAGCCCUUCAUUCCUAAAGCGACUGAAAGCAGAUAAGGAGUUUCGGCAAAAGGUGAUGCUAGGGACUCCAUUUCUUGUAAUCUGGCUAGUGGGGUUCAUAGCUGACUUAGACAUUGACUCUUGGCUUAUUAAGGGCCUUAUGUAUGCAGCUGUCUGGAUCACCGUACAGUUUCUUUCAAAGUCUUUCUUUGAUCAUUCCAUGCACAGCGCCUUACCUCUUGGAAUAUAUCUGGCUACAAAGUUCUGGAUGUAUGUGACAUGGUUCUUCUGGUUUUGGAAUGAUCUUCCUUUUGUCACCAUCCAUAUUCCAUUUCUUCUCAACAGUUUAGCACUUUUCUAUAACUUUGGAAAAUCCUGGAAGUCUGACCCAGGAAUAAUUAAGGCUACUGAAGAACAAAAGAAAAAGACUAUAGUUGAACUUGCGGAGACGGGCAGUUUGGAUCUCAGUAUAUUCUGCAGUACAUGUUUGAUACGAAAGCCAGUCAGAUCAAAACACUGUGCUGUAUGUAACAGAUGCAUUGCAAAGUUUGACCAUCACUGUCCAUGGGUAGGCAACUGUGUAGGGGCUGGAAAUCACAGAUACUUCAUUGGAUAUUUAUUCUUCUUACUGUGUAUGCUUUGUUGGAUGAUUUAUGGGUGCAUUUUCUACUGGAGAAUUCACUGUGUAACCAGCUACUCAAAGGAUGGCUUAUGGACAUAUAUUACACAAAUAGCCACCUGCUCUCCAUGGAUGUUCUGGAUGUUUUUAAAUAGCAUUUUUCAUUUUAUGUGGGUUGCAGUACUAAUCAUGUGUCAGAUGUACCAGAUUGCCUGCUUAGGUGUAACUACUAAUGAAAGAAUGAAUGCAAGAAGAUAUAAGCACUUUAAAGUUACAACAACAUCAAUUGAAAGUCCCUUCAACCAUGGAUGUUUGCGCAAUAUCAUAGACUUCUUUGAGUACAGAUGCUGUGGUCUCAUGCGACCUGUGAUUGUAGACUGGACAAAGCAGUUCACAAUAGAAUACGAUCAGACCUCAGGAUCAGGAUAUCAGCUGGUGUAGCUGUGCUGGGGCUUCCUUCCAGUCAUAUCAAUCAUUGGCUUUUAUUUCUGGAGUGGUGCCUGAGAAAUUCACACCUGCGGAGACUGAUGUCAGCUCAGAUAAGCAUGCGGUUGUGGGGAUGCAGAGGGACAAGAAACAGUGCCUCCUUUUCACCUGAAGUUUUGAACACUCGGACAGUUUAAAAACUGCCAACACACAUCUCUAGGACUAAGAAGAUAACAAAAGGGAUUUGUUUGUUCUUGGAGAAAGGGAGUCAUUUGCAAUAUGUUAUUGCAACAUUGUAUUUCCGUUUGUUUUUUGUUCUGUUGCACCACUUUGGUUUUCCCCCCUUUGAUUAUAGUGAUGUUUUUUCUUUGGGGAGGCAAAUUUAAGCUUGACACUUAACAUUUCCAUAAAAGUUUACCAUUGGACUUGAGGAGGGAAUGGUUUAUAAAGAUUGAAAUGAUAGUUUAAUUCUUCAGGGAAUGGCCAGUGGAGAAGAGAAGAGUCUGAUUUCUCAUUUCAUGUCAUCUUUUGAGAAUCAGUAUAAACCGCCUUCAAAUAUGUGACAUUAAUUUAGGUAAAUGGGAGAGUCUUAUCCACAUAAGUUAUGACUGAAUACAUAAGCAGUGUUCUACUUAGCAUAGGCACUCCUUUGUAACUGAUGUAUUUAUUUUUUUUUUAAACUUUUUAUAGAUUUAUAAGUUAUUAAUAGAUGAGGUACUAUUGAGAGAGAGCUGCAUUUUAUAUUUUAAUUGAAAAAAGCCACCUCAUUAUCAACCAGAGUGAUUCAACUAGCACAUACAGUAAGUGCCACAGACUUGGGGUGACAAUAAUUCAUUAAAAGAGAUGACUGUCUGUACAAGAAGGUGAAGUUUAUGGAAUUGUUAAGACUUUGAAUUGAUCUUAAUGCUAAUUUAAUUUUUUUUCUUCACUUCAUUGCACUGAUUUUUUUUUUUUCUUUUGUACCCACUUUGAAUAAUGUGAGCUAAUUUAAGGCUUCCAGAAAACAGCAGGACAGUCCAUAUCUUAUUACACUCUCCCACCUGGAAGCUGAAUCAAAUUGAAGACGAGAGCUCGAAGCACGUCUAGAAAACCAACAAGUGUAAAGAAUGUUUGUCUGUAUAUAAAUGAUUUAGUUUACCCCUCUUGUGCGUGACGUGUUAGUUAAAGCUGCUCAUUUUAUUUUACACGACCAAAAAAAAGGAGCUAAUAAUAAACUUGUAUGACCUGUAGCCUUUAGCAUUUAGUGAUGUCCAGCUCUGCUGAUUUAUAUGCAUUUUACUCAACAGUUUCACUGCAUGCAUUUUGCUUGAAAAUUUGGUGGUCCCCAUAACGUAGGACAUUACUGUCACAGAAAAUUCCCAGCAUUUAUCCAGUAACUUGCUCACAGGUGAGGAGAGCUUCUUUUGUAAAUAUGUUAUUGUCUGGUAAUUGCAAAAAGAGGGUCUAUUUUCUUUGGAAAUGCAGUGUAUCUAAUUUGCAAGUGCCAGAUACCAAAGUUGCUUUAAAAAAAAAGAAAAUACAGCAGUGUACCAAU
Molecule: messenger RNA, 3634 nt
Organism: Polypterus senegalus (gray bichir)
Lineage: Eukaryota; Metazoa; Chordata; Cladistia; Polypteriformes; Polypteridae
Gene: zdhhc17
Product: zinc finger DHHC-type palmitoyltransferase 17
Exons: 18
Coding region: 1-2115 (704 amino acids)
Biological process (GO): protein palmitoylation
Cellular component (GO): Golgi membrane
Molecular function (GO): palmitoyltransferase activity; protein binding
Source: RefSeq, a predicted model, not a curated record